Molecule: messenger RNA, 2906 nt
Organism: Labeo rohita (rohu)
Lineage: Eukaryota; Metazoa; Chordata; Actinopteri; Cypriniformes; Cyprinidae
Gene: il21r.2
Product: interleukin 21 receptor, tandem duplicate 2
Exons: 9
Coding region: 1336-2670 (444 amino acids)
Biological process (GO): immunoglobulin mediated immune response; cytokine-mediated signaling pathway
Cellular component (GO): external side of plasma membrane; membrane
Molecular function (GO): protein binding; cytokine receptor activity
Source: RefSeq, a predicted model, not a curated record
GCACUUUAUUUUAAUGAUCUGAUUAUUUAUUAUUAAGGAAGUUGACACUUUGAUCUUUAGAGGUGAUUACAGACUUUAUGCACAACUAGAGUGGAGGGUUUGAACGCAAACUUACAUUACCAUACCACCUUAUUACUGUACAAUGUGUUUGGUUUAAAAGCUAUACACUGUAAAAAAACAAUUAGUUAAAAUUCCUUAAAAUUUUAAGUUCAGUCAACUCAAAAAAAUGUUUGUCAACUUGAAAUGUUAAGUUUUACUAAGUGACAACUUAGAUAUUUGAGUUGAUUCGACUCACAAUUUUAAGACAGCCGGGUAACAACCACAACUUUUAAGUUUAACAAACCAGUUUUUUGUUUAGUCAACUCGAAUAUCUAAGCUGAACAACUUAACAUUUCAAGUUGACUAAACUUAUUUGAUUUGACUGAACUUAAAAUUUUAAGGCAGCAGGGUUACAAAUUAUUUUAAGUUGACUCAACAAACUGUAUUUUUACAGUGAUACAGACAAGUAAGUACAUUGUACAAAUUUUCUCCAGUUUCAACUUAAAAACUUAAGUUCAGCAGCUGCCUUAAAAUUUGAAGUUAAAUCAAUUUAAAAGUACAAUCAUUUCAACUCACUACAAUAAGAUGUUUAAAUGACUUUGUAAAUUUGUAAAAUUUGUAUAGCCACAUUUGUGGCCUUACUUUUCGAACUGUAUAUGUAGAAGCACUCUAAAAUUUUUCUACAACAUCAAGUGGAAGAUGAAAAAAGACACCAUGACAUAUAGUAGGAAGCCACAAAUACAAGUUCAUAUUUCCAACUUUCAGUCUUUGCUAAAUGUCAGCUGCAGUCAUUUAUAGAAUCAGUCACACAUGGGGGAAAGUCACGUAGAGAUGUUUUUAACUGGAAAUGUUACAUAUGUACAUAAUUUAGUAUAAUAAAAAGAUAAGAGGUAUAUAUUUAGGCCUGUUCAAAUCACAAUCAAUGUAUUUGAAUUCUUCUGUCGCAAUGUGAGGAAACUUUCUCCUUGCAAAACUGUUUAAAAAUCUCCUAAGCAAAUGUGUUUACCUGCGAAUUCUAAUUUAUUGUGAGAGUUUACCGUGUGAUUCUAUUCGUGAUGUUUGUUGAAGUUUGAACCUCAAGAUGCCAUCUUCACUAAUGAGAGAUUUUCAGAUAAUAUUGAGGUUAAGACCUCCUACAUAAACAGGAACUUCUGUGUAUAUAAAGCCAACUUGAUGCCCUUCAGCGCCUUAGACUUCAACUUUCAUGACAUUAUGUAAUAUAUCUCUAAAGCUUCAGAAUAAACUUGUGGCAUGUGCUGAGUUGUGUGAAUUCCAGCCAAACUGAAGACAAGAAUAAUGAGCCGCACUGGAAUUUUCUACAUUUUCCUGGCUUUUUCAGUGCAGCCUAAAGCUUCUUCACAGGGGCUCAACUGUGUGACAGAUUACUGCAAAACCAUCAGCUGCUCUUUAAAACAAGCAGUCACAUCUUCUAAAAACAUAUACUGGCUGGAAGCUCGACUGAUCUCUGAUAAAGAAGAGACGAGCAGAUGCCAACUUCAGAAAGUACAUGAAGAUCACAUCUGCAAUAUUACAGUAAAAUCAGACUUCAAGAGUCAUCAGAAAUAUUCAAUAACACUUUAUUAUUUGGAAAACGGAACUGAGAAUUCUCUGUUGAAUGCUUCUUUUAGGCCAGUAAAAAACAUUAAACCGAAAACGCCAUUUAAUCUGACGUUACAACGUGCAAACGGAACGUAUCAUUUCUUUUGGAAGAAUGGAUAUGAAGAUCAUAUGUACCGAGCUGUUCUACCCAUCACAUACGAAUUCAAGUACUACAAAGAUGGAGACAAUACAAGUGUCGUUCCACAAGGCAAAGAAAUGAUUCCGAUUGAUGAAAAGUGGUUUGAUCCGAGCACUGCAUACACUGCGGAGGUGAGGAGUAAAAUUAAUGGAGGAGACUACAUAGGAACAUGGAGUGACUGGAGCAACGCAGUGAAAUGGAAAACAGCAGGACAAGAUGAGGCCAAUCAAGUCAGAAAGAUUACCAUUGGAAUGUUUUCAAUGGUUGGACUUUUAAUUCUGCUUAUGUGCGUUUCUGCUACAAGAUUUCAGAUGAAAAAAAAUCCAUGGGUGCCAACACCAGCAACGUACUUCCAGCCACUUUAUCAAAAUUACCAAGGCAAUUUUCAGUGUUGGGUUUUGGCAAAAAGUCCUUUACAAGAUUUUCACGUUAUGGAAGACUUUUCAACAAUUGACAAGAUUUCCGAGGUCAUAACUACACUACAGGAUCAGGCAGAGAAAACGGGCAUGUAUCCCACAGGACAGUGCCACACACCCUAUGUGGGCCCCACAACUGAGAUCUGGGCCCCACGCCAAAUGCCUGAUACGUGCAGCGAGACGAGCAUCCCAUGUGAAGAUUUCUCUUUUUUCUGCGAAGAGUUGCCUGGUGAAGUGGGCAACUUAAUCCAGUCUCUGAACGUGGCGUGUCUGAGUGGGGAUGGUCUGUCACUGGAGGACUUGACUCUUAAUCUGGAGUGUCUUGAGGACUGUGAGGCUUCUGAGGCACCGGUUAUCAUUAACCCAGUUCCUGUGUGUUUCAAACAAGACUACUGCACUCUCACCAACACUCCCACAGGCCCCGUUCCCACCUUCAACAGAGAUGUAGAGCAGGACGAAAACACCUCCAGUGAAUAAAUCCAGGAAGUCAUUAUCAAAUCAAAUCACCUUAAUUAUAUACCGCCUUUAACAAUACAGAAUUGUGACAAGGCGGCUGUACAGUAUUAAAUAGGAAAUAGUACAUCAACAAUGCAAAGGGCAACAGUAAACACUCAAUUUUCAGGUAAAGGUAGUUAAUCAAAUACAACAAAAUAAAAUACAAUAUUGUGUGAAGAUAAAGUGAAGAUAAAGUGUCCCCAACUAAGAAAGCCAGA